UCAUCUUGAUUGACCUUUUCAACUGGAAGAGGUUCGGAUCGUAUCAGUGAACGUUAGGAAGCGGAAGAUGUUUUCAGAAUGGCUGUACUUUCGAGAUGCCAGUUUCUAGUCAGGCGCUCAUCGAGAGAUCUGCCCUUUCUAUAAGUUCAGUUGGCCACGGCUCGCUUACCAUCGAAGUCUGCCUGCCAGACCGGAUAACCCUGAGUAGCUGUGGAUUGCCAUGGAAAGUACGAUCUUGCCAUGAAGAACAGGUGGUAAAGGUAGUGACGGGCUCUCACCACGCGAGCCAAUACCGGAUGUCUGAUAUCGCGUGGCUCAACCCCACAUCCACAAUACAUACAGAAUGCCUCUUCGUGUCGGAUGCGCGAGAGUGGGAAGAUGAGCGUCACCGCCACUGAUUUGUACCGGCCGGUGUCCGGCAUCGCAGGUCCAUACGGCGCAUCAGGCCUUGGAACGCGAAAUGCGUACUACUGAGAUAGUACGAAAUCAAGACACACUAUCCAAGGCAGACAACGGAGGGUGUCCAGACCAUUGCGGCAUAGUAGAAGGGGUCGCAAGUGUGGCGAUGGUCGUAGUAUGCUGGGUUGCUCACAUCGCGAAUUCAUUUGCCCAUCGUGGUCGUCGCGUACUCAAAAUCGUCGUAUCUAAUCUCGUCUCUCACGCUCACCAUUGGGAGUGCGACCAGCUCAAGAUCUGUGAUGACGUGCGCGAGACCGAGCGCGGUAUGAGACCGCCUAAUUCUAUUGCUGCAUUGUCAAGUCGGUUUGGCUACCAGACGAACAUAAGUCCGCAACUUGGAAGCGAGCCAUCGUCGUCGCUUCGUAACCGCUAUUGUGGACUUGUUCUUGCAAGAGGCUAUCUAGUACAAACCGUCUCGAUGUCGGGAUCAUUGCCGGGCAGCAGAGACCUUCCGGCAUCGCGAUAUGACCUCAACACAUACUGGGGUCGCGUGCUACACUCUGCAGAUAUAGCAGAUCCGAGAACACUUCUGACCUCGACAACCGGUCUCGAACAUGCCAAGACCCUUCUUACACAGUACAAGCAAGGCAAGAUUCAGUCGAUGACGCCCGAGCUUUGGAAAGCGAAGAAGAUAGUGGACUCAACACUGCAUCCAGAUACCGGCGAACCAGUGUUUCUACCAUUCCGAAUGUCAUGCUUCGUACUGUCCAAUCUCGUCGUCACAGCGGGCAUGCUUACGCCCAAUCUAUCAACCACCGGGACUAUUGCGUGGCAAUGGGCAAACCAAUCGUUGAACGUCGCCAUCAACAGCGCGAAUGCUAACAAGAGCACACCAAUCACGACGACUCAGCUCAUCCAAUCGUACUUCGUGGCCGUGGGCGCAAGCUGCGGUGUGGCGGUAGGCUUAAACUCUCUGGUCCCGCGAUUAAAGCGACUGUCCCCGACGAUGCGCACAACACUUGGGAGGUUGGUGCCAUUUGCGGCAGUAGCCAGCGCUGGUGCGUUGAACGUGUUUCUCAUGCGCGGCGAAGAGAUCAGGAGAGGUAUCGAUGUGUUCCCCUCGGAGUCUGACGACCAGAGAAAGGCGCGCGAGGCAGCCAACAAGCCCCUGCAGUCGCUCGGCAAGUCGAAGCAAGCUGCAACACUCGCUGUUGGGGAGACAGCGCUUUCGCGUGUCCUAAACUCGACCCCAAUCAUGGUCCUGCCGCCGCUAAUCUUGGUCCGAUUGCAGGAGCAGCGGUGGUUGAAACAGCGCCCUAGACUGGUGCUGCCGGUCAAUCUGGGACUGAUCCUUGUCACGAGUGUGUUCGCUUUACCGCUUGCGCUUGCGGCGUUCCCGCAACGACAAGCUGUCAGCGCCAGAAGCCUGGAGAAGGAGUUCUGGGACAAGGGCGGCGAAGGCGGCAAGGUCGAGUUCAAUCGAGGCAUAUAG
Baudoinia panamericana UAMH 10762 is the source of this 1891-nucleotide messenger RNA. RefSeq lists its product as uncharacterized. Gene Ontology annotation, biological process: monoatomic ion transport; mitochondrial transmembrane transport. The coding region runs from base 461 to 1891 and encodes 476 amino acids. Gene Ontology annotation, cellular component: mitochondrial inner membrane. The record is from RefSeq and is a predicted model, not a curated record. Gene Ontology annotation, molecular function: monoatomic ion transmembrane transporter activity. Lineage: Eukaryota; Fungi; Ascomycota; Dothideomycetes; Mycosphaerellales; Teratosphaeriaceae. The transcript has 5 exons.